Carya illinoinensis is the source of this 681-nucleotide messenger RNA. RefSeq lists its product as uncharacterized. The record is from RefSeq and is a predicted model, not a curated record. The transcript is spliced from 2 exons. The coding region runs from base 1 to 681 and encodes 226 amino acids. Lineage: Eukaryota; Viridiplantae; Streptophyta; Magnoliopsida; Fagales; Juglandaceae.
AUGUCUCGACACUUCAAAUGUUCAUCCGAUCCCAAGCAGAAUUUGGGGGUGUCACAAGUCUACGCUAUAACACAAGGGGAGGUGGAUUUGGACACUGAUGAGGCAGCAGAUGCAAGAGUAAUUAUUGGUAAAGUUAAAUUGAUGCAACACAUGGCAUGUGCUCUAUUUGACUUUGGAGCAUCGCGGUCUUUUGUAUCUUAUGAUUGUGUGCGACGAUGUAAGUUGAAUAUGGAACCUUUGUCCAGAAGAGUCCUAGUAGCUAUUCCAGACAUGAAGGUUGUUGGAUAUACUCGAAUGGAUUGGCUAUCAAGGCACUACACUAAGACAGAUUGUCGAAGAAGGGAAGUAGUUUUUGAUGUACCCUCCAAGGAUAGAAUUUCUUACAUGGGAAAAACAAUUAGAUUAAUUCUAUCAGUAGUACUAGCAGGACAAGUUAAGAAGAGUAUGCUGAGAGGAGCUGCUGCUUAUCUUGUUGUCAUGGUUAGUCCAAUAGAAGAAUUUAAAGGAGUCAAGGGGAUUUCGAUGAUUGAAGAUUUUCCUGAAGUGUUUGAUGACGAUUUGUUUGGAUUGGCCUCAGACCGAGAAACAGAGUUUGUGAUUGAACUAGAGCCAGCAACAUCUCCAGUACAUAAGGCACCCUAUCGAAUGACCCUGACAGAGUUGAAGGAACUAAAGGUGUAG